AUGGAGAGAGAUGUAGCCAGUGCUUCAGUUGCGAGCUCCCCCCUGCGCUCUCUACUGUCGCUACACCUGGAGGAAAACCACCUGAGUCAACUCCCUGCGGCUUCGUUCUCCUCAUUUCCAGCUCUGCAGGAGCUCUUUCUCAGCCAUAACAACUUACACGUGAUAGCACCUGGAGCCUUCACCGGUCUCGACUGCCUUCUGCGUCUGCAUAUCAACAACAAUAGACUCAUCACUGUUGACCCUCGGUGGUUCAGGGCUUUGCCUCGCUUGGAAGUUCUCAUGCUUGGUGGGAAACCCGGUGGAGGCCCUGCCUGAGCGGGCUUUGUGGCCCUGAAAUCCCUCCGCAGUCUUGUCCUUGGUGGUAUGGGCCUUAGAGGCUUGGUUGAAAAAGCACUGGAAGGGUUGGACGGCUUAGAGAGCCUCUCCUUCUACAAUAACCUGCUGACAAAGGUUCCCACUCAGGCCCUGAUGAGAGUACCAGCCUUGAAGUUUCUCGAUCUCAACAAGAACCGCAUCAAACUCAUCGAGACAGGGGCCUUCCGGGACAUGGUCCACCUGAAGGAGCUCGGCCUGAACAACAUGGAGGAGCUGGUGUCCAUUGAGAUAGCCGCCCUGGAAAACCUUCCGGAGUUGACGAAGCUUGAGAUCACCAACAACCCGCGCCUGUCCUACAUUCAUCCUCAAGCUUUCCUCCAGCUCCCUCGGCUAGAGAGUCUAAUGCUCAACUCCAACUCUCUGAGCGCCCUGCACCAGCGCAUCAUGCUCUCCCUGCCGAGUCUUCAGGAGGUCAGCUUACACUCCAACCCGCUGCGCUGUGACUGCCUGUUUCACUGGGCCGCAGAGGAGGCCUCUCGCCCUCACAGUGAAGACGCACCGACACCUCGAAUGGUGCGUUUCAUCCAACCCCAGGCCACGCUGUGCUCUGAGCCCCCGGAGCUGAAGGCUCGCAGGGUACGGGAGGUGUCAUCCAGGGAGAUGUCGGCCUCAUGCCUCCCAAUAAUCCCUCCCAGCUCCCUCCCUUCAUACGUCGGGGUAGAAGGAGGGAAACUGAUCUUGCACUGCAGAGCUCUUGCAGAUCCACAGCCUGAAGUGUACUGGGUGACUCCCUCCGGGCUGAGACUUGGUCCUGCACCGAGCCACGCAGCCAAAGUCUUACCAGCUACCUGCCACAGCCUGCACUCAUCCAGCGUCCCUCCCAACCAACCUCGACAUGAUGCUCCCUGUAAUCCCUCUAAACUCUACCAGCUGUUGCCCGAGGGAACUCUGGAAAUGAACAAGGUCACCUCCAGCGACGCAGGAUUGUAUACGUGCGUAGCUGAAAAUGCACUCGGAGCAGAUACACGCAGCGUUACUGUCGGUGUGCACGGCAGAAAAAACAAAAGAAAGAGUGGAAUCCUCUCCAAUAUGAAGGGAUAUAAGCUAUUCAGCAACGAUGGCGGGUUCGCGGUGAGGGAGGUCGGACAACACUAUGCCAUCCUGUCCUGGCUGAGCGGGCGAAAUCUCCCUUCCACUCGUCUAUCCUGGCAAGCCAUACACUCAAACGCACACACGCCGACAUACAGCACGCGCAUCCUGGCUGGCACUCAGAGCUUCAACCUGACCCACCUGCAGGCGGAGACGCUUCACAGGGUGUGCCUGCAUUUAGGGAGCGGCGAGGAAGCCACGCGUGUCACUAAGCGGUCCGGAGACAGCAGGGCGCCUCAGUGCGUUUCAUUCAGGACGAAGGACGUCCCGGUGCCUCGGCCCGGCCUGCAGCUGAGUCCAGAGCUGACCUCCACGGCAAUCACACUACUGCUGCUCGCCAUCUUACUGCUGCUGCUGGCAGGCCAGGGCCAGGACAAUGAGCACCACGGCACCAUCCCGCAGGAAAUCCAAGGUCCCAAGUCUCUAAUCACCAUCGUCAAUCAAAAGACAGGAGGCACCUUGGCCGAAGCAAAGUGAACAACUGCUUUAACAUCGGGACGGCGGAGAUGAUGAAUCAGAACAACAAACUCACAAAUGUAUACAAAAUGUCAAUUAUAGCCUAAACUUUGAGCUAGAAGAGAGCAGUCAUAGAUGGUGCCGAGAGAUUUGUAUUUAUUUUAUAAAAAAGUAAAAAGUAUAUAUUGACAUUGUUUGUGUGUUAAUAUGUGCUGUAAUGAACGCUUCACUCUAACCAGGAAAAACGAAGGUGGACAAUCACACGCCUGCAGCCCAGUGAGCAAACGCAGGAGCAACAAUGAGUCUGAGGUGCUGAUGACUACUGGACUGAAAUGAAAGACGAUUCAAUCCAGGGACAGAUAUUUGCAGAAGAGAGCGUCAUGUUUUCUGUUUACAUGUUCCACAGAAUGUUCCAGGCAGAUGAAACGUUGUCUGAGUGAAUAAAAUGAUUGUAUUGAUGUAAACCUUUUUGCUUAGCUUUCAGUACCUUGGACUGGAUUGUCCCGUCUUUAAAUACAUUACACCGUUUGCUCAUCCUGAUUCCGCUCCUAACAAGCCCAAUCUUCUCUAAGCAGUGAUCUAAAAGUAAUGGUGUUGAAUUCUUUUUUUGAGCUCUUAUUCAAUAAAGUA
This is a messenger RNA of Pungitius pungitius (ninespine stickleback), 2550 nucleotides long. RefSeq names its product leucine-rich repeat neuronal protein 2-like. NCBI's taxonomy places the organism in Eukaryota, Metazoa, Chordata, Actinopteri, Perciformes, Gasterosteidae. Gene Ontology annotation, molecular function: protein binding. Gene Ontology annotation, cellular component: extracellular matrix. The record is from RefSeq and is a predicted model, not a curated record.